This is a messenger RNA of Stegodyphus dumicola, 1140 nucleotides long. RefSeq lists its product as uncharacterized. The record is from RefSeq and is a predicted model, not a curated record. Lineage: Eukaryota; Metazoa; Arthropoda; Arachnida; Araneae; Eresidae.
AUGUCAAUCCUCCUAACAUCCAACUAUACUCCACCCACGGCAGAUAUAGAACCAACUACAAGAUUUCUAAAUAGAAUUAUGCAGCAAUUCAGAAUGCCAGACAAGAUUUUCGCAGGGGAUUUUAAUUCCCACAACACAGCUUGGGGAUACCGCGCAACUGACUUCUUCAGAACACGACGGAUGCACCGCCAACUUUUGAUAGAUCAUUCGCAAAGGGGGUGGCCAGAUCUAACACUGACUACUCCACACACUGCACUCUACCUACAAAACUGGAAGGUCGAAGAAGAUGAAAGUCUGAGCGACCACAAGUUCAUCACCUUUUCACUCGAGAAACAGACCAUUGUCUCAAAGAUACGACGCUAUAAUCUUCCAGGACGGAAGAUUAAAACAUUUUCUAAGAAAAUAAAAGACCAGCUAACACAUUUAGACCAGACGCUACAGCAACUGACCACAACAUCUGAACUGGAAGAAUUCACGAUAAAAUUGCAAACGGUAAUUCAGAACACAUGCAAUGAAUGCUUACCUCUACGAAAGCCCAAGAAACUUCAGGGACUAAACUGGUGGUCUAGCACACUUAGAACAAAACAAUCAAAAUGCCGGGCACUCCGAAGGAGACUUAAAAAUGAACGAAGACUGGGAAUUCAGUCAAAUACCUUGACUGUCUUCCGACAGGAGAGGGCCGCGUACAAGCGCAUGAUAAUUCAAGCGAAAAUUGCAUCUUGGCGAGACUUCUGCACUCAAACCAAAGAGGUGUACGGUAUCCAUCACAAAAUAGCCACAGCAAAAAUCUUUAAACCGUCUCAACUACAAGUUCCCUCAACCCAGACCACCGUGGAGAGUCACACAGCAGAUACUAUUCGGGCUAUCCUUAAUACGGUAUUUUGCCAGGACGACGCACAGCUUGACACAGAGCUGCAAGCUAACAUACGUUCGGACACCACUAUUCCAGAAACCGAUGCAGAUCGAAAUAUUACAAUAGCAGAGCUGAAGCAUAUAAUACACAACCUCCCAAAGAAAAAAGCCCCCGGCCCAGACGGCGUCGACUACAAUAGCCAAAACAAUAAUCCUAGCUCACCCAAUGUUUUUUGUAGUCUUCUUCAACAAACUGUUACAUACGGGUACCUUCCCAAAGCCAUAUAA